GAUCUGAUUUGUAAUUUUCUCGCUGGACUCCACAAGCAGCUUGAUAGCGUCAGACGGGAACGUGGAGGCCUUGAUGCUUUUCUGCUUGACCAGGAGGAUGCUGCAUCGCGUGAAGCCUAUCUUACUAUCAUGUCGCAACCACUGCGACAACCGCUACGAUACAAGCGACGUCGUCACUUAGCCGAGAAACCAUCGCAUCACAGGCAUCAUCGCAACCAUCAUCAAUCUUCAAAAGCUGCAAAUCCUGCUGUACCAUCUAUUUUCGAUUCACAGUUCUUCAGCGAUAACUUUUACAAGCAUUUCCUAAAAAUGUAUGCUCAGUGA
Gongylonema pulchrum is the source of this 324-nucleotide messenger RNA. The record is from the annotation of a GenBank genome assembly. NCBI's taxonomy places the organism in Eukaryota, Metazoa, Nematoda, Chromadorea, Rhabditida, Gongylonematidae.